This is a messenger RNA of Armigeres subalbatus, 2505 nucleotides long. RefSeq lists its product as uncharacterized. Gene Ontology annotation, molecular function: nucleic acid binding. The transcript has 3 exons. Bases 1 to 2505 code for a protein of 834 amino acids. The record is from RefSeq and is a predicted model, not a curated record. NCBI's taxonomy places the organism in Eukaryota, Metazoa, Arthropoda, Insecta, Diptera, Culicidae.
AUGCGCUUCAGAGAUUUUGGGAACUCGAAGCUGUCGAUCAUGGCCCAACGUACUCCACUGAAGAAAAACGAUGCGAAGAAAUCUAUACCAACACUACCACCCGAACUCAUUCCGGAAGGUACGUCAUGCGCCUUCCUCGGUCCGAAGAUCCGCAAGUCACCCUCGCUACCGCACCAUCCGGUGUUCAAGGAGAGCAGUACUACCACCAAGGUGCGUGUGGUUUUCGACGCCUCCUGCAAAACGUCCACCGCAGUGUCUCUGAAUGAUACACUCCUCGUCGGUCCAGUUAUACAGCAGCCUCUCGUCAACAUCAUUAUUCGUUUCCGGUUCCACGUGAUCGCUUUCGUCGCUGACGUGGAAAAAAUGUAUCGCCAAGUACUUCACCAUCCCGACGAUCAACAUUUCCUGCGCAUUCUGUUCCGCCGAACUCCAUCGGAUCCGAUCGACACCUACGAACUUCUGACGGUCACAUACGGCACCGCAGCAGCUCCAUACCUGGCCACCCGCACACUUUUACAGUUGGCUAAGGAUGAAGGAGACAACUUCAAGGAAGCCGUUAAAGCAGUCAUCGAGGACUUCUACGUAGACGACCUCCUUUCCGGAGCAGCAAAUAUGGAGGAUGCCAUCGAGAAGCGUCGCCAAAUCACUGACAUGCUUGCGACCGCUGGGUUUCCGUUGAGAAAGUGGGCCUCCAACGUGCCAGAAGCAUUGACUGGUGUACCAUCCGAAGACUUAGCGAUAAAACCGCUCCACGACCUCCACGAUGAUCAAUCCGUCUCAACAUUAGGCCUUGUUUGGGACACAAGAACAGACAUGCUGCGGUUCAAUGUCGAGAUGCCGCUCCCUGCAGCAAUCCUCACAAAACGUAAAGUGAUCUCCUACAUUGCCAGAAUAUUUGACCCAUUAGGUCUGGUCGGUCCGGUGAUAGCUGCCGCCAAAAUGUUUAUGCAACGCCUCUGGAAACUGAAGACUGAGGAUAACAGUCCCUACGAGUGGGACAGGCCACUUCCACCCAACCUACAAGAAGAAUGGAAGAAGUAUCACGCCACUUUGGAUAUACUUUCCGAAUUACGAAUUCCUCGCUUCGUUUCAUUUGCCGAUGCACCAAUACUCCAGCUACACCUGUUUUCCGACGCUUCAGAAUUGGCUUACGGCGCAUGCUGCUACGCUCGUUCACAGGACGACAAUCGCAUUCACGUACAACUGCUGACUUCGAAGUCGAAGGUUGCGCCAAUAGCCACCAAGCAUUCCAUCGCUCGUCUGGAACUGAACGCUGCUGUCCUGUCUACCAGAUUGUUCCAGAAGAUAAACCAAUCAAUGCGAUCGUCAACCGAAGUUUUCUUCUGGACAGAUUCAACCACCGUCCUGCAGUGGCUUAAAUCUGCACCGAAUCGUUGGAAAACCUUUGUAGCCAAUCGAGUUUCAACGAUCCAGUCUAACACCGAAGGGUAUUCCUGGAAUUACGUUCCCGGAAUCGACAAUCCAGCCGAUGAACUAUCCCGAGGUCUGACACCGGCCGAACUACUAAACCAAAGCCGUUGGUGGAACGGACCGUCGUGGCUUUCCAAAUCGUCCGAUCAUUGGCCAAAUGCGAGCAUCCCCUGCGAAGAGUUUCAAUCUACAGCCGAAGAGGCACGCAAUGUUUCGUUAGUAGCGGUGCCUAGUGAAGAAACCUCAUUCGCAGAUCAGUUGUUCCUUCGUUUCUCAUCAUUUUCCAAAAUACGUCGUGUGGUUGCCUACUGCAUCAAGUACAUCAAUUCCCUGAAGGUUGCAGAACGAAGCUCGUCAAAAAAAAGAACAACGCUCCUUUCUACAGAAGAUUUGCUGGCUGCUGACCGUGCAUUAUCUCGUCUCGCACAGCAACAAACUUUCGCAGAUGAGGUAGCAGAGAUUAAAUCCGUCGGAACCGUGAAAGGUGCCCCAUUGAAAUGGCUGAAGCCACGCUUGACACUCGACGGAAUCCUCCGUGUUGGCGGACGACUCGAGAAUGCCCAUGCACCUGAAGCAAGCAAGCACCCAAUCAUCCUGUCAUCCAAGCACCCUCUGUCUCGUCUACUCUGUGAUCAUUACCAUAAGGCUCUCCUUCAUGCUGGUCCCCAGUUGAUGCUGUCCACAUUGCGCCAGAAAUAUUGGAUUCUUGGAGGAAGAGACCUGACCCGAUCAACCUACCACCAAUGUGUCAAAUGUUUCCGCACUAAGCCGCAACUCAUCCAACAGAGCACUGCUGAUCUACCAACGUCCCGUGUCACGCCAGCACGGCCGUUUUCCAUCUCUGGUGUGGAUUACUGCGGCCCGGGAGCAGCAAAUGUUUUGCACCGCAUCUACGAAAUGCUGAAGCUCAACGACAGUGACCGCGAAUCCAUCACUAACUGGUAUGCUGAGCAGGAAAUCCAGUGGAAGUUUAUACCGCCAUGCGCUCCAUAUUCCGGAGGAUUGUGGGAAGCGGCGGUGAAAUCGUGCAAGCACCAUCUUCUACGAGAAAUAGGCCAAACAUCGAUCAGCUAG